GCCCAAGUUCUCACCCAUAAGCCCUACCGUCCUCCCCUCUGCAUCUUCUUCUUCCCCUCUCCAAACCCUAAACUCACUCUUCUCCUUUUGCGGCGGCCGCAGCUUCAUUUUGACGGUUGAACCUCUGCGAUCCUUUCGAGAAAAUGGCACCCAAGAAGGAUAAGGCUCCACCUCCGUCUUCUAAGCCAGCCAAAUCUGGUGGAGGGAAGCAGAAGAAGAAGAAAUGGAGCAAGGGUAAGCAAAAGGAGAAGGUGAACAACAUGGUUUUGUUCGAUCAAGCCUCCUAUGACAAGCUUCUUUCUGAGGUUCCCAAGUACAAGCUUGUCACUCCUUCAAUCUUGUCUGACAGAUUGAGGAUCAAUGGAUCUCUGGCACGUCGGGCCAUCAAGGAUUUGAUGGCAAGAGGAGCUAUCAGGAUGAUUUCUGCUCAUGCUAGCCAGCAGAUUUACACAAGAGCCACCAACACCUAGGAGAAAAUGAAUUAGUCUGCAUUUUGUUUUUAACUCAAUAGGAUGUUUCUCAUUUUCCGAGAUGCCAACUUUAUCUUUGCCUUUUCAUUUUCUUUACUUGUGACCUUUAAAGAUUGUUUACGCCUUUACAGUCAGUGAUGCUCUGUUUUUUGGCUACCAAUCGAACUGGAUACAAUAAUGAGAACGAGUCAUUUUGGCUUCUUACCCGGGUUCCUUCCUUCACUGGAGCAGACAAUAGUGAUGCUUUUUAAUGGGUGACAGCUUAAUUUGAACUAGCCUUAAUAUAAUUAACUUAAUUUGAGCCAGUGUUAAUAUUAUUUUAUACCAAGUUGAUUCAUGUGA
This is a messenger RNA of Hevea brasiliensis (rubber tree), 812 nucleotides long. RefSeq names its product 40S ribosomal protein S25. Gene Ontology annotation, molecular function: structural constituent of ribosome. NCBI's taxonomy places the organism in Eukaryota, Viridiplantae, Streptophyta, Magnoliopsida, Malpighiales, Euphorbiaceae. The transcript is spliced from 4 exons. Bases 144 to 470 code for a protein of 108 amino acids. Gene Ontology annotation, cellular component: cytosolic small ribosomal subunit. The record is from RefSeq and is a predicted model, not a curated record.